CAGCUCGCGGGAUUCCGGGAGAGACGCGCGAUUAGCUGUCACCGAAAAUAAACCCGAUAGAAAAAGAAUGAUGUUACAUCGGGUGAUAACUUUGUUUCGCGGCAAAUCUGUUCUGAAAGAAACAAAUGGAAUGUCUAAGUCAUUUUGUCGAUCGCCAAUAACCACGCCGUCCGGGGCGAUCUUGCCUGAGCCAAAGAGAACACCAUUCAGUUUCCUGGGUGUUGUCAGCAGCGUUGUAUUCGGCCUUCUAGUUGGUGCAACGAUCAGUAAAAACGUGGCCAACUUCCUCGAGGAAAACGAUCUCUUUGUUCCCUCCGAUGACGACGAUGACGAUGACGACGAUUAGUAGAGAAAUCAGUAUUUUAUCUUGUUGAUUGUUCAAAGUGUCCAGCUAUUAGAUGUAUAACUUAAUCCUAAAGACUCAACAUGUAACUAACUUAUGUCAGUGAUUUAAAAUGCAGCAUUUAGUCAAGAAACAGGAGAAAAAGAAUCUCUUAUUGAAUUUAAGUAUCUUAUUUAUGUAAUAUGUAUAUAUGUAUAUACAUAUACAAAAUAUAUAUAUAUAUAUAUGUACACGCACACAUAUAUGCCUAAAAGAGAAAGAAAGAAUAUAUAUAUAUUAUCAUAGAAAUAUUUAUUUAUACAAUUGUUGGAAGUGUGUUAGAUAGAGCUUUUACAAAAUUAUGUAUUUCUAAAUCUAUAUAUAUAUUAUAUAAAUAAAUAAAUUAAUUUGUGUUAAAUACAGUUUGAGUGAUACAAAAAAUGCUUUUAUAUAUGUACAUAUAAAUCAUACAUAUAUAUAUGUAAAAGCAUUUAUAUAUAUACACAUAGCAUUUAUAUAAUAGGGGAAAUAGGGCCAUAUAUAUAUAAUAAAGUCACAGAUGUACAUAUGAUUUAUAGUUACGUGUAUCUCUUUUCAGUCUUUGCUUAAUAUUCACAAAUUUUAAAAUGCUAUUUUUAAUAACUCAGUUUUAGAAUUGACAUUUUGAUUACUAAAAAGGAUAUCGUAGAUCUAAAAUUUCUUUAAAAAUUCUCUCUUUUAAUCUCUUUAAAACUAUGCAAUUUUAUCUAUCCUUUUCACACGGAAAAAACAAUAUUUCUAUAAAAGAGCUUCUUUUGUGUUAUUCAACAAUAAAAAUUGAUAUCACAAUAUCGAUGUA
Molecule: messenger RNA, 1160 nt
Organism: Pseudomyrmex gracilis
Lineage: Eukaryota; Metazoa; Arthropoda; Insecta; Hymenoptera; Formicidae
Gene: EMRE
Product: essential MCU regulator, mitochondrial
Exons: 2
Coding region: 68-346 (92 amino acids)
Biological process (GO): mitochondrial calcium ion homeostasis; calcium import into the mitochondrion
Cellular component (GO): uniplex complex; mitochondrial inner membrane
Source: RefSeq, a predicted model, not a curated record